AAGCGGCAGGUGUGACAGAAGGCAGGGCGAAUACACGUAUCCUAUUCUGCCCCCCCUAGUUACUGUAACCAGCAUCUUACGCACGGUGACUCUUGGUGACUAGAGAAACUGCCACCCGUACUGCUAGCUAUCAAAUCAAACGGCAAAUUCAUCCUUCCUCAUCGAUUUUACGGAGUAUUUCAGGGGAAAAGACUGCACACCUCGAGCUGACGUUUAUGUUACUGACCGUGGAUCUAUUCAAGGGAGACCUGGUCUGGGACUGAGGACAGACACACACAGACACACACAGACACACACUCCCGUGGCGCGUGGAGCAAGAGGGCUAUUCGGGGCCAGACCUCCAGAGAUUCUCACCGGCGCCGCUGCCUCCUCUUCCCCCAUCCCCUCUUCCACAACAAGGCAUUGAUUAAAAUGGCCCGGGUAUGAUGAGCAGAGGCGGGGCCAUGGCCAGCGAGCCCCUGGAGGGCUUCCACGAGGUCAACCUGGCCUCUCCCACCACGCCCGACCUCCACGGCCUGGCCGAGCAGCACCAGCGAUCCUCCAAGGCAGCAGGGGGCAGCGCAGGAGCCGGCGGCACUCCCUCCACAGGCAGCAACAGUGGUGGUGGGUUAGUCAAUAACAGUGGAAGCAGUACUCCUCUCACCGCUGUCUACCGCACACACAACAUCUCGGCCACCCCCAAUGCGCUGCGCCCCGUGGACCAGCUCCCCACGCGGCCAGUCUACUCCACGCCACGACACCUCACCCCACUCAUCGCCAACGAGCAGCCACACAAUGGCAGUGUUGCUGGUCUGGAGGCCGGCUGUGAGGAUGGUGGCUCCUCAGAGGGGGGCGUAGGAGAAGACGGGGAGGACCCCCUGUCCCUCAGCACAGACAGCCUGUCGCGCCUCAGGAGCCCCUCCGUCAUGGAGGUGCGGGAGAAGGGCUGCGAGAGACUCAAGGAGGAGCUGGCCAAAGCACAGAAGGAGCUUAAGUUAAAAGACGAGGAGUGUGAGAGACUGUCUAAGGUCAGGGACCAGCUGGGCCAGGAACUGGAGGAGCUCACGGCCAGUCUCUUCGAGGAGGCCCAUAAGAUGGUGCGGGAGGCCAACGUCAAGCAAGCCGCAGCUGAGAAGCAGCUCAAAGAAGCACUGGGCAAGAUCGACGUGCUCCAGGCGGAGGUGGCUGCCCUGAAGACCCUGGUGCUGUCCACCUCGCCCACCUCGCCCACCAAGGAGAUGCCCCCGGGCACCAUCAAGGCCCCCUUCAAGAAGGGCCACGCGCGCAACAAGAGCACCUCCAGCGCCAUGCUAGGCAGCCAGCAGGAGACCAGCGCCCCGCAGCCCAUCGUCAGAGACUGCAAAGAGGUGGACUCGCUGCUGUUCAGUGAGUUUAAGGCGUGGAAGGAGGAGCCCAGUCUGGAGAGGAGCUGCUGUUUCCUAGAGCGCAUCUACAAAGAAGACAUCUACCCCUGCCUCACCUUCUCCAAGAGCGAGGACCUCACGUUAAAGUCUGGGCCUGAGGACGUCUACCCCUGCCCCACCUUCUCCGAGAGCGAGCUGGGGUCGGCUAUCCUGGAGGCGGUGGAGAGGAACACUCUGAGCGUGGAGCCGGUGGGUUUCCAGCCGCUGCCCGUCGUCAAAGCCUCCGCCGUGGAGUGUGGCGGACCAAAUGGCUGGAGGUCUGAAAUAGUCACAAAGUGCGCCCUGAGUGGCCAGACCAAAACCUGCAAGCACAGAAUCAAGUUCGGAGACUCCAGCAACUACUACUACGUGUCUCCGUUCUGCCGCUACCGCAUCACAUCUGUUUGCAACUUCUUCACCUACAUACGCUACAUACAACAGGGCCUAGUCAAGCAGCAAGAUGCUGAACAGAUGUUUUGGGAGGUCAUGCAGCUACGCAAGGAAAUGUCAUACGCCAAGCUGGGCUACUACAAAGACGACCUCUGAGCUCGCUGGAUAUCCACCAAUCAAGGGCCCCCUAUCGCAUUGAUGGACAAAGCACUCCCCCAUUCUGCUUGCGAGAAGACUUCAGAGGGCCCCUCCCACCCUGCCCUCUUGUCUCCUUCGCUUUCCAAGUUCUCAGUCUUUUGACUCUCUCAUCCGAAGGACACACUCCUAGUUGUGCGUGCGCGUGUGUGUGUGUGUGUGUGUGUGUGUGUGUGUGUGUGUGCAAGAUGCGUCCAUCCACCCCCAUCCGUUGAGACAUCCCAACGAAGGACAAAAUACUGAAUUAUAUGCUGCUGAAUUGAGUCCUAUUCCAUUCAGUGUAAUACUAAUGCUGAAGUCAAUAAAGUAAUAUUUGUUUGUCUGUUUGUUCUUUGUUUGUUUUGUUUUGUUUUGUUUUGCGUUUUCCUUUUGUUUCUUGUUUUGAGGAAAAGAAUAUGAAGGAUUUUUGGCUGUUUUUGGAUAUGCAUUUAUUCUUUAACCCUCACAAGUACUUUUAUGAAGCCUGUACAAUCUUUUGAACGUGAAGUUUUAGACACUGAGAAGAAAUAAACCCCUUGUCUGGAGUCUACUUUA
Engraulis encrasicolus (European anchovy) is the source of this 2501-nucleotide messenger RNA. RefSeq names its product RAB3A interacting protein (rabin3) (gene rab3ip). Gene Ontology annotation, molecular function: guanyl-nucleotide exchange factor activity. Gene Ontology annotation, cellular component: Golgi to plasma membrane transport vesicle. NCBI's taxonomy places the organism in Eukaryota, Metazoa, Chordata, Actinopteri, Clupeiformes, Engraulidae. The transcript has 15 exons. Bases 423 to 1928 code for a protein of 501 amino acids. The record is from RefSeq and is a predicted model, not a curated record. Gene Ontology annotation, biological process: exocytosis.